AUGUUUGUUUGUGUCAUGGGUCGAAUUGCUGCAAUUUAUCGGAUUCCCUUUGCAGUAACAAAUAGAGCUUCAUUUGGAAUCUGGGGAUCAUUUUGGCCCAUCUUAAAUCGGGCAGCAAUGGCAGUCAUAUGGUACGGGGUACAGGCUAUUUGGCCAGAUUACAAAGUUUUGCCGAACACAAUGCCUGCCGGAGCGGGUGUUAGCACUAAGCAGUUUGUGAGCUUUUUCCUUUUUUGGAUGCUCUCUUUGCCGGCCCUAUGGUUUCCCAUAUAUAAAAUCCGGCAUCUUUUUACAAUAAAGGCAUACUUCUCCCCGGCAUGUGCAAUUGCGUUCUUUGCAUGGGCGAUCUGUCGUGCACAUGGACUAGGUCCCAUCAUCACCCAAUCAAAUACUGUACAUGGGAGUGCUCUGGCCUGGGUGUUUGUGAAGAGCAUCAUGAAUUGCAUUGCUAAUUUCGCAGCCCUGAUCAUAAAUAACCCCGAUUUUGCAAGAUAUGCACGCAAGCCUUCAGAUGCGUUGUGGCCUCAGCUCAUAACGAUUCCAGUAGGCUUUGCAGUGACAUCGUUUAUUGGCAUAAUUUGUGAUAUUUCACCAACCAGUGUGGAAUCCACUCACCCUCUUGGGCAUGUUUCUAAGGGGGCAAGCUCAGCUGAAAGAUUUGGCAUAUUCGUUAUUGCAAGCGGAUUUGCUCUAGCACAACUGGGAACAAAUAUUGCUGCAAACUCGGUCUCUGCUGGUACCAACUUGACUGCCCUUCUUCCAAGAUUUUGCACUAUUCGAAGAGGAGGAUACCUUUGCGCUGCCAUUGGUCUCGCGAUGUGUCCCUGGACAUUAGUGGCGUCAUCUAGCAAAUUCACAUUGUACCUCUCGGCAUACUCAGUCUUUUUAUCGGCAAUUGCGGGGGUAAUGGCGAGUGAUUACUACUUGGUCCGCAAAGGCUAUCUUGAUAUUCAACAGCUAUACAAUCCUUCCAAGGAUGGGUCCUAUUAUGGUAUGCUGGGAGUUUCAUGGCAUGGCUAUUCUGCUUAUCUUUGCGGCAUUCUCGUCAACAUUGUUGGAUUUGCUGGAGCUGUGGGUGUUCAAGUUCCCGCUGGGGCAAGAUACAUUUACGAUAUCAAUUAUUUUUCUGGAUUCAUUGUGUCAGGCGCAGUGUACUGGUUGCUUGCACGACUUAGUCCCAUUGCUGCAACAAGUGAGACAUGGCAAGAAAUUCCUUAUGAGGCAAGGCCUCUUCCAGAUAUGGAGAAAGCAGCAGAUGAUCCCUAA
This is a messenger RNA of Penicillium macrosclerotiorum, 1266 nucleotides long. RefSeq lists its product as uncharacterized. Bases 1 to 1266 code for a protein of 421 amino acids. Gene Ontology annotation, molecular function: nucleobase transmembrane transporter activity. Gene Ontology annotation, biological process: nucleobase transport; transmembrane transport. The transcript is spliced from 4 exons. Gene Ontology annotation, cellular component: plasma membrane. The record is from RefSeq and is a predicted model, not a curated record. Lineage: Eukaryota; Fungi; Ascomycota; Eurotiomycetes; Eurotiales; Aspergillaceae.